Molecule: messenger RNA, 2130 nt
Organism: Dimorphilus gyrociliatus
Lineage: Eukaryota; Metazoa; Annelida; Polychaeta; Dinophilidae
Source: the annotation of a GenBank genome assembly
AGUAAUUUUCACUAUUUUUACCAGACUACUUUUCUUUUUUUUAAAAAAUACAAUAUAAAAACAUUCCAACUGGUAAAAAGGUAAAAAUUGUGAUGAAUUUUAUAUAGACAUAGAAAUGAUAGAUGGAUAAAAGAAUGGGAGGAAAUUUUUAGAAAGAAACCUGAAAAAGUAUCACCUUUUGAUUUAUUUUCAUGCUCAUUUAAUGCGUGUAUUGAUAAAGAUGAUUUAUUCUCUUGUUCAUGGCUAUUGAUUAACGAAAUGUUACAAGAGGAAGAAUUUGCUAGAAAAUCAUAUAAUCUGGAUUUAUUCAAUGCAUAUUUGAUACAAUAUCUUUGCCAAGAUAAAAGGGAUAGUGUCGAUACUGCAGAUUUAAAUGAUAGCUGUUUUGACCCUUGUAGAACUAAUGAAGAGACAGGGAAAAAUCAAUGUAGUGAUAUUACAAAUGCCGAAUCUACAUGUAAGAAAAUCAACAAAGGCAUAUAUACAACUGAUUAUCACUGUCAAUGUAAAGACAAUUACGAUUGGAACAUAGUUUUAAAGACAUGUCAAGUUGUAUCCCAUUUUUGCUCGAGGAGCUAUAAUGAGGGAGGCUGUUUUCGCGAAGGAUUAAUUCUCGAAGGCAAAGAUUGCCUAGAGCCUAACGAAGAUCCUAAUGAUACAAGCGAAAUUAUGUGUUAUUGCAAUGCGCAAUAUGGUGGCCGUUUAUGUGACAGGAAGAAAAACGCCUGUGAAGAGAAAAUUCGUCCAGAGUUUGUAGCAGGAAAAGUUGCUUGCGGCGACUAUGAAGGACGAGGCGAGUGUCAACUUAGGGAGUCGAGUGAUAUUGGCUAUUUUUGCAAAUGUGCCAGCAAUAGGGCAUCUGACGCCGGGGUUGGUUAUCCAAAUUGCUAUCAAUUGACAGAUGCAUGCAGUAAGAAUCAAGUUCAGUGUCAAAGGGGGCAAUGUACGGCAUCUCCUGACGGAAGUAAAGCUUAUUGUCAGUGUGAUCCAGGAUUUAUAGGCCCCAGAUGUAGUAUUGCUUUACCAACUUGGCUAUCCUGGAGUGAAUGGGAUCAAUCCGAAUGUACGCCUAUUUGUGGCGCCGUAAGAAUUAAAGUCCGAGUUCGAAAGUGUGGUUCAAGAAUAUAUUAUAAAGGGUAUUUCUUAGAGUGUCAGGGUGAUUCUAGACAAGAAAGAAGAUGUGCAGUAAAGUAUUGCCGGGUUAAUGGAAAAUGGAACGAUUGGGGAGGAUGGAGCAGAUGCUCUCGACGUUGUGGAAAUGGUGUGAAAAGAAGAAGAAGAGCUUGUUUUUAUGCCACAGAAUACGAUCACGAUGAUCUCUUUGGCGAAAAUUGUCCUGGAAAAGGGACUGAGAGAGCUAGGUGCAAUACAUUCCGUUGCGCACCUAAUCAAAUUACGGAAGAAUUUUUGGAACCGCCCUAUUAUCCUCCAGAUAUUAGUGGAUACCUAGACUGGUCGUCUUGGAGUAAUUGUAACGUGUAUGAUUGCGGAAGCGGUCGGCGUGUGAGAAUUAGAAGAUGUAAAUUUGGUGCUCGGCUCUGCAAAGGUGAAAACUUUGAAAUUGAUAAUUGCUUUAAGAAGUGUCCCACUAAUGAAAAAUCUUAUGACGAGUGGAACGAAUGGUCUAGUUGUAAUAACAAGGAAAUAUAUUGUACAAGGAACAGGCAGUGUUCAUAUGAAUCUUGUUUCGGUAGAACUACACAAACAGCGAAAUGCGUAACUAAAAAGGAUGAAAGUAGUAAUUACAAAAGAGUUUGUAGAGGAGAAAUAAUGGAUCAUCCAACGUGGUUGGUAGGAAAGAUGAUGGGUACGCACUGGCUUAAAAUAUUCAUUGAUUUUAAUAAAGAGUUAAAUGAUUCAUUCGUUUUGGAUUGGGAAGAUGAUUUAAUACAAACUGCAAGAUUACUGCCAGAAAAGACAACAGCGAAGGACUUAUUAAAGAAUAUAAUUGUAAUAACUUUAAUAAUAGUAUCAACGUAUACAAUUUUAGCAUCCAGUUUCUUUAUAUUAUUGUUUAUUUUUAUAAGAAGAUACUUAAAGGACGUACUCUUUGAUUUGGAAAAUAAAACUGAGAAUUUUACGGCUAUUGACGAAGAUGAUGAUGACGAGAACACACGUUUGUUAACUUAA